CGUUCAGACAAGUCAGAAAAGACCAAACGUGGGAACGAGGGCAGAGAAGACCAAACGGCUCAAUAGAGAGAGAGAGAGAUCGAUCAAGGCAUUAAUGGAGGGGCAAGGAGAGCACGAGGAGGACGAGGAGCGGCGCCACCUCGGGGGAUCGGGUCUCAUCCUCCGCCGCGACGCUGCCGGAAGCGGCGGUGGAGGAGGUGGAGGUGGGGAUAGUGACCGCAGCUCGCAGCAAUGGCCAACGGUGGACGGUCCCCUGGGCCUCUCGGAGGAGGAAUCGGUCGCCUACGCCCGUAGAUUCUUCCUGUGGGGCUUCGCCCUCCUUCCCCUCCUCUGGGCUGUCAACUGCUUCUAUUUCUGGCCCGUCCUCCGAAGCCGCCCCUCCUCAUCUCCGUCUUCCUUCUCUCGCAUUCGCCCUUAUGUUCUGCGUUCAGCAAUAGGAUUUCUUGUCUUCGCGGUGCUCCUCUCAUCAUGGGCCCUCACAUUUGUGAUAGGAGGUGAGCAACUCUUUGGCCCAGUCUGGCAGGAUCUUGUCAUGUACAAUCUUGCGGACAAGUUAGGUCUGACAGGGUGGGUGUAAUUGUUUUAACAAAGUGGGUUUACCUUGCUGGUUUCAACCCAAUUUGUUUGUGCAAUUUGUACCAGAGAGCACAAGGUGGUGCUUGCACAUUGUAGCAUCAUUUUAUCCAUUUUGAUCUUCGCACAACAUGAGAAUAUUUCUCCCUUGGCAGACAUUUUGUGGAUAUUUUGUUCUGCUUGGCAUGACCUUUGUUGGAGGUGUAUUUGAAUUGCUGAAAAGUACUUGGAUUUAUUUUGUAAAUCUAAUUGGAAGUUGGGGGAAAUUUCUAUACCUCUUUUAGAAGAUUAGAUUUUGCAUGGCUUGUUAUUGUGUAUCAUUUAAUGAUAUUUGUUGGUUGGCU
Messenger RNA from Elaeis guineensis (African oil palm), 917 nucleotides. Its product is annotated as probable gamma-secretase subunit PEN-2. NCBI's taxonomy places the organism in Eukaryota, Viridiplantae, Streptophyta, Magnoliopsida, Arecales, Arecaceae. Gene Ontology annotation, cellular component: gamma-secretase complex. The record is from RefSeq and is a predicted model, not a curated record.